CGCAAGAAAUCAAGUCUGGUUUGCAAGGUUCCGGAUUGCCACGCCAAACGUGAAGUUAGAUUCUCAAAAGCUAGAGAAACUCACAAAAGGUCAACAAGGGGAUCCACACGGGUGCGGGAAUUGAGCGAGGAGAGUUUGGAAGCUAAAUGGAACGCCGUGGAAAAACUCAUCUGCGCUGGGCAGAAAAUGAAUGCCUGGUCCAGAGAACAGGUAAUCCAAAGUAGUCCUGUGCUUCAGGCGGGGAGUCAAAAAGUACAAACAGGAGUAUGUGGUAAAGUGUCGUCAGAGUAUGUGCCUUCGGUCACGAUCUCAGCAAAACAGUCUAAACUGGCGCAUUUUGUCGUGCCAAAUCCGAGCAUGGAUACUCUGAAGUCUGGGGAAGAAUCUGAUGGUACAGGAAUUCGAGAACGAAAGUUCGCGAGGAAAUAUCAAAGUUUCAGUGCAGGCGGGGCCGAGAGAGUGCCAAAAAAGACUGGGAAAGAUCAAUACUGGAAUCAAACGACAUCAUCGAAAUUGGAAAAGGAUAAAUUAAUCAUGGGUAGCAAGGAAUGGAUGGACGCACAUUUGACUGCUGUUUUAGACAAAGCGAAGAUGACAAGAGAGCUUUGCCAAAUGGGAUAA
Dendronephthya gigantea is the source of this 621-nucleotide messenger RNA. RefSeq lists its product as uncharacterized. The coding region runs from base 187 to 621 and encodes 144 amino acids. NCBI's taxonomy places the organism in Eukaryota, Metazoa, Cnidaria, Anthozoa, Malacalcyonacea, Nephtheidae. The record is from RefSeq and is a predicted model, not a curated record. The transcript is spliced from 4 exons.